Messenger RNA from Sorghum bicolor (sorghum), 1746 nucleotides. RefSeq names its product cysteine synthase. Lineage: Eukaryota; Viridiplantae; Streptophyta; Magnoliopsida; Poales; Poaceae. Bases 352 to 1407 code for a protein of 351 amino acids. Gene Ontology annotation, cellular component: cytoplasm. The record is from RefSeq and is a predicted model, not a curated record. The transcript is spliced from 7 exons. Gene Ontology annotation, molecular function: cysteine synthase activity.
GGGUGGAUGCAGAGUUGCAGACUUAGCCUGAAGGAGAGAGGCUUCAUCUUCAACCUUCAGCCCCUCCUAUCUUCUAUGCAUUCAAAAAUGAAGGAGGGCUCAGGGAGGGGCUUUAGGGCUUGCAGCGGGUAGGAAGGGCUCAGGCCCACCUGCCCCACCACUGGAUCCAUGCUCCUAACAAGAUAACACCACUAGUUUAUUAGGUAAUUGUACUUACUUUUGUAUAAAGUAUACUAGUCUUGCAGAUGAAAUAGAGUAGUGCUACGAGGUAGUAGAUCGGGGUAGCUGAAGAGCAACACACUGUCCGCUCGUCCGUUUCACUGAGAAGGACUAAAAGAGCAAGAAGAGAGCAUGGAGGAAGGGGCAGGGAGGAGAGGGAUCCCUUCGCUGCUGAAAUCACCGGUGGUGGCUGAAACCGAAGCCACUUUUCUUUCUCUGCAGCAGGAGCACAUCGCCUCUGAUAUUACCCAGCUUGUAGGAUGGACGCCACUGAUAGAACUGAAGAGAAUCGCUGAGAAGGACAAUGUCAACGCCCGGAUUGUUGGCAAGCUGGAGUGCUACCAGCCCCUCUGCUCUGUCAAAGACCGCAGCGCUCUGAGAAUGAUUGAAGAUGCAGAGGAGAAAGGGCUGAUCUCGCCUGGUAUGACAACACUGGUUGAGCCGACGAGCGGCAAUAUGGGCAUAGGUUUGGCGUACAUUGCUUUGACUAGAGGUUACAGGUUCGUUGCCGUCAUGCCUGCCGAGUACUCACUUGACAAGCAGAUCUUGCUGAGGUACCUGGGAGCUGAUUUGGUGUUAACCGAUCCUACGCUUGGCUUUCAGGGACAACUUGACAAGGUGGAACAGCUCAAGAAAGAAAUACCCAAUGUGCAUGUUCUUGACCAGUUUGCAAACGCAGCAAAUCCUGAAGCACACUUUAAAUGGACUGGACCUGAGAUUUGGAAGGAUACGGCAGGCAAAGUAGACAUAUUUGUGGCCGGUUCAGGCACAGGAGGUACUGUUUCUGGUGUCGGCAAAUACUUGAAGAUGAAGAACCCAGCUGUGAAGGUCAUUUGUGUUGAGCCUGCUGAGAGUCCAGUUAUUUCAGGAGGCAAGCCUUCUAGACAUAAAAUUCAGGGAGUCGGCCCAGGAUUUGUGCCCAAGAACUUGGACACCUCAGUCACUGAUGAGAUCAUUACAGUAACUGCAGAAGAUGCAAUGGCAAACGCUAGGAGGUUGGCCAGGGAAGAGGGCCUGCUAGUUGGCAUAUCAUCUGGAGCAAAUCUGGCAGCUUGCCUGCAGGUGGCAUCAAGAGAAGAGAAUAAAGGGAAGAUGAUUGUCACUGUGUUUCCUAGUGGUGGCGAGAGAUACAUGAACUCCGAUCUCUUUGCAGCUAUAAGAGAGGAAUGCAUCGCCAUGACCUUCUGAUCUGGACGUCUGUGCAGAUCUAUAGUGGUGAUCUGUUAUUGCUCGGCAUGUAAUAAAUUUUAGUAUCAUUGAUCCAAUCCAACAAGUUGCUGAGGUGGGUGGGGAUUUGGAACCUCACAAACUGCUGGCAUAAGAUUGCUGGUCAUGUGCAUUCCAUUAACAGGAAAGAGUUGUAUAUGUUCUUGGCUAGGGAUCAUUACAGACUUUUGAGGAUUGAUGUAAUUGUUCGUGCUUGUUUGCUUUCUAGCUUCCAUAUUUCUUGGCACGGAAAUUUUCAGCAAAGAAUUGUACCACAAAUUAUAAACUGAGAGAUGCCAAUUUUCAACCUUGGAUCAUAAA